GUGAUAAAUUUGACUUUGAAAUUAUUCUAGCAGAGAGGAACAUCAUUAAAAAAAUGUUGACGCUUCUUCCAAGUUCAUCGAGACUCUUCAAUUGAAGCAUUAUUAGGUGCAAUGUCGCAUAUAGAGAGUAUGGCUAUUCUGGGUGUACGUUCGUUCAGCCCAGACGAACCAAGCUAUAUUAGAUUUCAAUCACCUUUAACGUUGAUCGUCGGCCCUAAUGGAUCUGGCAAAACCAGCAUUAUUGAGUGCUUACGAUAUGCUUGUACAGGCGACUUUCCACCUAAUAGUAGAGGCGGUGCAUUUGUCCAUGAUCCCAAACUCGCAGGUUCUGAUGAGGUCAAGGCACAAAUCAAACUCAAGUUUUACAGUGUGAACGGUCAGAAAAUGAUCUGCAGUAGGUCACUAUCUGUGACAAAAAGAGGCAAAACCUAUUCUCAAAAGGCGAUUGAUAAUGCUCUCUUAAGAUAUGACCCGAUUACAGGAGAGGCUUUUAGUAUAACAAGUAGGUGUGCGGAUAUGGACUUGGAGCUCCCUCUUCACCUGGGCGUUACUAAAGCAAUAUUGGACAAUGUGAUUUUCUGUCAUCAAGAAGAUAGUAACUGGCCUUUAUCAGAAUCCAGCAUCCUCAAAAAAAAGUUUGAUGAUAUUUUUGCCUCUAAACGCUACGUUGUUGCUUUGGAAGAGAUCAAAAGUCUUCGAAAAGAGAUAACACAAGAAACCAAAAUUGCUAAUGUACAAUUGGAUUCCCUUAAGGAAAAGGCCGCUAAAGCCAAACGUAUCCGCAACGACUUGACCCAAUUGAAUCAACAAUUGAACGGCAAACAAGAAAAACUACAAGCGAUUGAAAAUGAGAUCGAGCGAGUGAGUGAGGAAACCGUUCGGCUCAAUUCAAUGUUGCGUGAUAUCGCAAACAUAGAAGAACAGAUUCAAACUCUGAUUCAUAAAAAGGAUUUCUUUGAAAGUACAAUGCGUUCGAUCGAGUCACAUAUUGUUCCUAGCGAUAAAUCGACAGAAGCCUUGAAAAAGUUGCUGGAGGAUCAUCAGUUAAAAGAAAAUCAAAAUCAAAUGGCGAAAACUGAUAUGGCAAAGCAAAAGCAAGAAUGUGAAAGAAAGUUAAAGAAAUUGCAAGAUGGUCUCUCGCAGAAGCAUACAGAAAUGGGUCGCUUGGAAGCAGCACAGGAAGAAUAUGAGAGACAGAUAGCAUCUAGAACCGAAUUGAUUCGAAGGAUUAACGAGAAAAAUAACUUGGAGUUAUCAGAAGAAGAUGGAUCUGCGGCGGCGGCUGAAUUAAAGGAAUUCAUGAUCGACUUGAAUAGAAAGAACAGUAAAUUAAAGGAAGAAGCAGUGGCAAGGCAAAAUAAUCUUUCUGACGAUGUGCAAAUGUUGAAAAGUAGAGAACUCUCUAUCGAUGAAAACAGAAAGCAUCUAGAAAGACAAAUUGCUGAUGAUCAAAUCAGAAUUGAAGCUAUUACGCAAAAAAUCGCAACAUAUCGAGUAUCUGAGCCCGAGAUUGAAGCAUUGGAAAAGAGGAUUAUUGAAUAUGAAAAGAAACUUAGCAAUAUGAAUGAUAGCACCGACAAAACAAACCAAGAGCAACUGAAAGUAAAAGAGCGCGAAUUAAAGGCAUUGGAUGAGGAGAUCAUUGAGCUAAACGAUGAACUAGCAAGACUAAGUAAACAAAGCGAUGCUCAAGCUCGGUUAUCUUUGAAGCAUAAGGAUAAAGAAACCAAAGAGACGACCGUUAAUCAAAUAUACAAUGCAAACAUUAACGCAAUUGCACAGUUGUUGGGCCAUAGACCUGACAUUGCUAAUCUUUUUGGAGAACUCGGAGAUUAUAGCAAUAAAAAAGGGAAGGAGCUAGCAACUCAUAUCGAAAUAAGGAAUAAGGCUAAUCGAGAACUGUCGGCCGCUGAUGCUAAAUUAAACAUGGUUAAGCAAAAUUAUCAAAUACAGAAGAAAGAGUUUGACAAGUAUCAUGCUGCUGUGAAGGAAAUCUGUGGAAAUAAGGAUUUACCCCAAGAGCUUCUCAAUAUGGAGAAAAAGUUAACAACAUGGAAUGAAAAACUUCACCAAAUGGAAGGAUGUGAGAUGAUCUACAAACGCUAUGCUGAAACUCAACGGAAGAGUGGAUGCUGUCCACUCUGCACAAGAGAAUUCAAUGAUGAACAAGAAAUCAAUACCUUCCAGCAACAGCUAGAAACAAUGCAAUCUUUUAUACCUGGACAGAAAAGAACAUUACAAGAGCAAUUGCAUCAGCUCCAGAGAAGGAAAGAAAGAUACCAAAGCGCACAAGAUACAUGGGUGAAAAUGAACACUUUAAAAAAGGACCUUGAAACGAUAGAGAAUAAUAUGAAUAAGUUAAAGAAUGAGCGAGAAUCCUGUGCCAACAGAGUUGAUGUUUCUUCGGCUGAUUUUGUUGAGGUUAAUAACUCUAAAAUCAAAGCAGACCAAUUGCUUUUGGUGGCAAGCAACGUCAAUCGUAUAUAUAAUGAAGUUAAAGUGCUUACAGAAGACAUAAAUGACCUCGAAAGUGAAUUACGUGUGUCGGGUCUAAGACGCACUAUCGGUGAUGUUCAGAAAGAACUGGAGCACAAGAGUGACGAGAGCAAAUCAAUUCAUCGUGAAAUCAAACGUAUAAAUCAAGAUAUGACUGCUAACAACAGCCGCAAGCAAGCUAUUGAGCUUUCUUUGAGUGAUUACAGAGCCAAGAAAAUGAACCUUGAAAGUAAAUUGAAUUUCAAAAUUGGAUUGCAAUUACAAAGAGAAGAACUAGAGGAACAGAAGAACAAUCAUGAAAAUGAAAUCAAGAAUGCUGAUCGGGAUAGAAUACCUUUAAAACGUCAACUUGAAGUGGCAACGGAGAAAUAUGAAGCAGCUAUAAAGGAAAUGCGUGAAGUAGAAGAAAAGGCUUCUGCUGAAACGAAUGCCAUAAGUCUUUUUUUGGAUCGCUUAACUGAAGUUAAUAGUAGCUUAUUGAGAACUGCAAGAAUAAACAGUCCUGAAAACGUCAAUCGUUUGAAGAAUGAAAUAGCUGAACUGGAAGAAAAUAUUAAGCAAUUCACUACUGCCAUUAAUACAAUCGAUGAAAAAGUAGCUAUCUUUGAAAAAGAUGAAGCUGAAAGAAAAGGUAUAGAGCGUGACUUACAAGACCAAAUCAAGUACCGUGAAAUGAAAGAAGGGCUUCAGGUCUGCCAGCAAGAAUUGAGCGACUUGAGGCAACGACAGACAGAAAAUACUUCUGGGGAUUUAAAAACUGAUCUCAAUAAAGCACGCGACAAGGAAUCCGAAUUGUUAGACAAGAGGGGAAGUAUCCGCGGCGAAAUUGGCCAAAUACGAGAGCAAAUACGUCGUUACGAAAAUGAACUCUCAAAUGAAUAUGCCGAUGUUGACGGCCAAUAUGGUCGCUUAUUCAUCGAAACGAGAGUCAAAGAGCUUGGUAAUCUUGAUUUGGAAAAGUACAGUAAAGUACUGCAGACUGCCAUUACAAAGUAUCAUGCUUUGAAAAUGGAAGAUCUCAAUAGAAUCAUUAAACAGCUGUGGAUUGAGACUUAUAAGGGAGGAGACAUUGAUUAUAUAGAAGUCCGUGCUGAUAGUGAUGGUACUGGUUCUUCUCGCUCACUUAAUUAUAGAGUUGUAAUGAUAAAAGAAGGUCAAGAACUAGUGAUGAGAGGUAGAUGUAGUGCCGGUCAGAAAGUGUUAGCUGCUAUCAUCAUCCGUCUUGCUUUAGCGGAGACUUUUUGUAUCAAUUGCGGUAUUUUUACUUUGGAUGAGCCCACAACCAAUCUUGACCGCGCGAAUAUUGAGGCUUUGGCAGAAAGCCUCAAAAAAAUAAUCGAAAACAGAAGCAAACAAGCCAACUUCCAAUUCAUUAUUAUUACACAUGAUGAAGAAUUUGUCAAUUGUCUUAAACAGUCAUCCAUUCUAGAUACGUACUAUCGCGUACAUAAAGAUCAUGGCACUAACAGUAUUAUCACUAUUCAGAGUGUAUCCGGCCUACCAUUCGAAGAAGACGGGCAUUUAAGCAACGUUCUUCAACAAGACAAUGAAGAGCAGGACGCAAACGAUCUAUAAGUAACAUAUUUUGGUCAUUAUAUUACCGAAUGUUAGAGUUAUUCUACCACACAAUACCCUCUUCUGUGUCAACCACUUUGCUUUUUUGGCAAUAAAAAUUGCAUGCAGAACAAUCAAUAUUAAUGUGACCUACGUCGAAUAUCUUCCUCUAAAUAAACAUUUCUCGACAUUUUCUUCGCGGUUGUCUAGAUGAUUGUGAUUGUAGACUGUGGUCUUUCUAACUAUAAUACAUUGCAUUGUUACCUACGUAACUAGCCAAUGAAAAACAAUUUAAUUCAGACCUCUAUUCCAAAAAGACUAUAUAAACCCCACAAAUUUGACAGAACAAUAAACAUUAGAUCUCGCU
Mycotypha africana is the source of this 4417-nucleotide messenger RNA. Its product is annotated as AAA domain-containing protein. The coding region runs from base 112 to 4071 and encodes 1319 amino acids. Gene Ontology annotation, biological process: telomere maintenance via recombination; chromosome organization involved in meiotic cell cycle; telomere maintenance via telomerase. Lineage: Eukaryota; Fungi; Mucoromycota; Mucoromycetes; Mucorales; Mycotyphaceae. Gene Ontology annotation, molecular function: G-quadruplex DNA binding; ATP hydrolysis activity; single-stranded telomeric DNA binding. Gene Ontology annotation, cellular component: Mre11 complex; condensed nuclear chromosome; nucleus. The transcript is spliced from 18 exons. The record is from RefSeq and is a predicted model, not a curated record.